Molecule: messenger RNA, 576 nt
Organism: Balaenoptera acutorostrata (minke whale)
Lineage: Eukaryota; Metazoa; Chordata; Mammalia; Artiodactyla; Balaenopteridae
Gene: GUCA1C
Product: guanylate cyclase activator 1C
Molecular function (GO): calcium sensitive guanylate cyclase activator activity; calcium ion binding
Source: RefSeq, a predicted model, not a curated record
AUGGGGAAUAGCAAAUCUAUAGCUGGUGGUGAGACAGCACCUCCUGCUAAAGAGACCCGUGUGUGGUACAGAAAACUUAAAAUGCAAUAUCCAUCCGGUCUGCAAACACUGUGUGAGUUUAAGACAUGCUUGCGUCUGCAAGGUCUGAAUCAAAAAGCCAGUCAACAUGUUGAUCAAAUCUGUAAUACCGUUGACAAGAACAAAGAUGGAUUUAUUGCUGCUGUAAAUCUAGUAGUACAAGGAAAAAUGAAGCAAAAAUUAAAAUGGUAUUUUAAGCUGUAUGAUGCAGAUGGAAAUGGUUCUAUUGACAAAAGGGAACUACUGAACAUCUUCGUGGCACUACAAGCCCUCAAUGGCCAGCAAACUCUGAAUCCUGGAGAAUUUACCAACUUGGUGUUCCAUAAGAUCGAUACAAAUGAUGACAGUAAAGUAGCUACUCACCUUGGGCUCACUUUUCUUACCGAGCAUUAAAUUGACUUUAGAAGAAUUUAUCAAUGGCAUGGAAAAAGAACAGCAUCUUCUGGAGGUUGUUUCCAAGAGUUUCGACCUUUCCAAUGUACUGAAAGUAAUCUGUGA